GUACGCAGUCCGUUUCAGCGUGGUCAGGGAAACCUUCCCGAUUCAUGGAAAGCGACUGCGCAUAAUUCUCGAGCACCUGGACCUCGUGCUCUGCAUGGCCAUCUCACGACAUUGCUAAAGGCAAAGGUUCUUGACGCGGACAUAAGCAUUCCCCGAAUCCGACGUGGGCACUUACUUGUACGCCCGCCACGUCUGUUUGGCCCGAGCCCCUCCAACCCGGACGAUGCAUUGGCCCGCCAUCUUGGCUUAUGCCUGUCUCGAGCUACACACCUGCACACCUACCUGCCGACAUGGACCAGCUAUGAGCUUGGGCGCUCGUCAGCCUGUGAAAGCGAGGUGGAACCGUACUCGGUUGCUCGUCUCUGAGUCGAGCUCGCUCUUGCCACAGCUACUGCUGCAUACUCGGAACGUCGACUGAACCUGAGCAUAGUGUCACCCCUGUCUAGUUGCGGCAUCGCUUAAACUCCUUCUCUUCCAAGGUUAUGUCGGAGCCCGGGGAAUCACCGCGGAAUGCGUGGAAGCUCGCGCUUGAGCUCCAGACCACGACGUUCUGACACGAUGGCUCUUAUGCGUGGGCAGGGAGGUAGCUCCGGCUUGAUGAUAUAAAGGCAGACCUGUGCUCCCUCUUGGGGUAUCAAGAUGAACAAACCAUCAACGACGACAUCAAUAAUAACUGCUUCAAGUCCUUAUAGUCUCAGCCCUCACACACGAUCCUCUCAAAUAAAGGCACUUCCCGGAUAAGCCCACAUCUACCUACCGACUAUCAAGAUGUCGACCACCGUGACUAUUGCAUGGAUUCCUAUCAUCAAGGAUGCCGAGAGCAGCUCGGCUUUGGCCGAGCUCAAGGCCUUGAAGGAUCAGAAGCUGGCGGUUGCAGGUCUUGAGCACGCUUACCACGGCGCAGCGACCGAUCCCAACGAGCCCAAGGCUAUUGAGAUCGUAGAUGUCUGGUCCUCCCCAGACGCGGCCAAGGCUGCUGCUGAAAGCCCACAGGCCGCGGCGAUGAAGAAACUGCUCGAGGAGAUCCUGGACAAGUCCAACCCCGAAGCCCGCCCAGUGCACAACCUCUUCACCCUCACUGGCGACUUCGUCAAAGUCGCCGAGGCACCCGUGACACAGUUCGCGGUGACUUUUGUGCCCCCAGCGAGCGCCACCGACUUCGAGGCCGCAUUCAACGAGGUCGUCAAGGCAUGCGGGUCGCCUGAUGGAUUUGUUGCUGGGGCGCAUGGCUGGGGUGCGGAGGAGGUUGAUCACCCCAAGGCCGGCAAGGUUAAGGCGUUCCUGUCGACGAGCGGGUGGGUGAGUGAGGAGAAGGCCAAGGCAGGCGGUGCUGGAGCGCAGAAAACAUUCGAGCCCCUGAGGAAGUUUACGGACCACCACCACCUUCGCACCACCAUUCUAACCAAGGAUAAGUAA
Diaporthe batatas is the source of this 1416-nucleotide messenger RNA. RefSeq lists its product as uncharacterized. Bases 769 to 1416 code for a protein of 215 amino acids. The record is from RefSeq and is a predicted model, not a curated record. The transcript is spliced from 2 exons. NCBI's taxonomy places the organism in Eukaryota, Fungi, Ascomycota, Sordariomycetes, Diaporthales, Diaporthaceae.